This is a messenger RNA of Orcinus orca (killer whale), 5495 nucleotides long. RefSeq names its product Rho guanine nucleotide exchange factor 19 (gene ARHGEF19). Gene Ontology annotation, molecular function: protein binding; guanyl-nucleotide exchange factor activity. Gene Ontology annotation, biological process: activation of GTPase activity; regulation of actin cytoskeleton organization. The transcript is spliced from 18 exons. The record is from RefSeq and is a predicted model, not a curated record. Lineage: Eukaryota; Metazoa; Chordata; Mammalia; Artiodactyla; Delphinidae. Bases 2629 to 5046 code for a protein of 805 amino acids.
GGAGGGCAGGAAGCUGAGUCUAGGGGGCGGCUAGAGGGCAGAGCUGGCUGAGGGUACUGCUAACCUGGCAGGGCCAGGCUCUAGGGUGGGGAGGGGUGGGUGUGCCGGUCGCGGAGUCGAGAACCUCGCGGGACUCCGCGCCCUCCUCAACCCAGGUACAAGGGCUUUCGCGACACUCAGAGGAAUCUCACCCUCUUCUACUGGAAGCUGCUGGCUGUGCGUCUGGGCUUCAUCAUCACCUUCGAGCACGUGGUGUUCUUCCUGGGCGUCAUCGCCUGGCUCCUGCCCGACGUGCCAGCCUCCCUGGCUACCAAGAUAAAGCGCGAGCGUUACCUGGCCAAGCAGGCGCUGGAGGACGACAGGGAGGCGCUACUUUCGUGUCCUGCUCUAUGUGCAACGCUGACAAUAAUCCUCUCUGCGCCCCAGCGUGCCACCUCUCCAUGGACAUCUGGUCCCCAACCACUCUAUGCAGUGUCUCCUCAUUAUGUGACUGUGCUCUGGGGGGCGAAGUGGAUAUGAAGGAGUGAAGGGACCUAACCUUUCUGAACUGAAUGGCCAGCGGUUGGUAAGGGAGAGCUCAUUAGGGUCUGGGCGUGGACCUCCUGCCCUGUAUGCUCAUCAAGACCUGUAGUGUGUCAAUAGUAAUGAAAGUGUCUAUAGUUAGGUCAGCUGAGACACCUCCCAAUGGACUUCCACACACUUUUCACCAGAUCCUCCCCAAAGCCUGGUGAGGCAGUACUGGGCAGUAGUUAAGGGCACAGAUUGGUGGUGGAGUCACAGACCUGGGUCUGAAUAUGAAUUCUGACUUUUAUUUGCUGUGUGACCUUGGGCAAGUUCAAUUUCAUCAUUUGUAAGAUAGGGACUUCAUAGAACUGAUGAGAGAUUUAAAUGGGAUAAUGUACUUAACAUGUACAAGUCUCAUGUCCUCAUCUGGUAACUAGGAGCAGUAACAGUAUCUGUCUGGGUUGUGGGGGAUAUUAAAUGAUUAUUUAUGUGAAGUGCUCAGAACAGUGCCUGGCACACAGUGAGUGUACAAUAAGGGUUGUUAAGCAACGUGAGUAUUAGUAUUUGUAUACAUCUUCAUAUUAAGUGUCUGGCAAUUACCAAUUGCUCAAAUAAAUGGCAUGCGAAGGGGAUUCCCUGUGGUCCAUUAGGACUCCGGCGCUUUCACUGCCAGGGCGGGGGGUUCAAUUGCUGGUCGGGGAACUAAGAUUCCACAAGCCUCACUGCGUGGCCAAAAAAAAAAAAAGAAGGCAUGCGAAGAUUGCAUACCACUGGGGUAUUUGAAUUUUUUUUUAACAUCUUUAUUGGAGUAUAAUUGCAUUACAAUGGUGUAUUAGUUUCUGCUGUAUCACAAAGUGAAUCAUCUAUAUGUAUACAUAUAUUCCCCUAUCCCCUCCCUCUUGCAUCUCCCUCCCACCCUCCCUAUCCCACCCCUCUAGGUGGUCACAAAGCACAGAGCUGAUCUCCCUGUGCUAUGUGGCUGCUUCCCACUAGCAGUUUUACAUUUGGUAGUGUAUAUAUGUCCAUGCCGCUCUCACUUCGUCCCAGUUUACCCUUCCCCCUUCCCGUGUCCUCAAGUCCAUUCUCUACAUCUGCGUCUUUAUUCCUGACCUGCCCCUAGGUUUUUCAGAACCUCUUUUUUUUUUUAGAUUCCAUAUAUAUGUGUUAGCAUACGGUAUUUAUUUUUCUCUUUCUGACUUACUUCACUCUGUAUGACAGACUCUAAGUCCAUCCACCUCACUACAAAUAACUCAAUUUCGUUUCUUUUUAUGGCUGAGUAAUAUUCCAUUGUAUAUAUGUGCCACAUUUUCUUUAUCCAUUCGGGACAUUGAAUUGGUUUUUUGAGGGCUCAUUCAGUGUGGACUAGAGCCUGGGAAGUCUGGUGGAGGAGGCUGUUGGAGAUGGUGAGGGUGGGUCAUUACAGGUAGCAGGGGAGGAUAGAUCAUUCAUGAGGAGCUGUGAUGCUGGGAGGAUGGCCAGGAUGGUGCCAGGUGUGUCACAUCACUGGCUUUCACGAUUUCCGUCUCCCAACCAUAGAGAUGAGUGAUCCCUUUAUAGAUGCUGUAGCAGGCUCAGAGAGGAUCAACACACUGCAGAGUUCUCAGGAUCCCUGAGGAGACCAAGGCUUGGGAGUUUCUCUGCAAAACUCCCAGGAUGCUCCCCAGCCCCAAGAAGCCCCCUGAGCACAUCUCACAUUUGGGAAGCUCCAGAAGAGGGGUGACCUGUCUGUCCCCUGGGAGGAAAAGCAGUGCCUCCCCCAUCUUUAGGAUGUCGGUCUGGGGUCCUUCAGAGCCUCUCCUGGGCAUAGGACUCCCAUUGUUCCAGCCCCCCUCUUGUACCUCAGACUGGCCAAACCGGUUCUGGGAAAGGGGGGCGGGGAGCAGGCACGUUGAGACAGCCGCCUGCCCGCCCGCGAGGUUCCCUCCGCCCUUGCCUCCCCUUCUCCCUGCCCCACACAAUACCCGGGAGCUUGCAUUGCCUGGCUCAGGGGCCAUGCUGACAUCGCCCCCUGAGGACCCGGCUGCAUCCCCAGAGCUCUCAGGGUGUCCUGGAGCCCUGGACCGUGCUGGAGGCUGGACGGAGCUCCCUGGCUGAGGCCCAGGUGGGUGGCAGAGCAAAGGAGGAAUGGACUGUGGGCCACCUCCCGCCCUCCAGUCCCAUCUGGCUGGGCCACCUGGCACUGCCCACCGCCCAGUAGCUGUGUGCCAGCAGGAGAGUCUGUCCUUUGCGGAGUUGCCCACCCUGCAGCCCCCGAGCCCUGUGUGUCUGGAUCUCUUCCCCGUCGCUCCAGAGGAGCUGCAGGCACCUGGCAGCCGCUGGUCUCUGGGGACCCCUGCUCCUCUCCAAGGGCUGCUAUGGCCACCAUCCCCAGGAGGCCCAGACACCGAGAUCUCUACCGGUGGGGGAAUGCGGCCCAGCAGGGCUGGCAGCUGGCCACACUGUCCUAGUGCCCAGUCCCCAGCUCUGGAGGGACCCUGGAGUUCCCAGCACCUACAGCCACAGCGUCGGGCCAGCCACGGCUCGGAGAAGAAGUCAGCCUGGCGCAAGAUGCGGGUGUACCAGCAAGAAGAGGCCCUUGGCAGCCCUGAGGCCCAUGCUGUCUUCCUAGAGCCAAGCCAGGCGACAGAACAGGCCCUGAGAACAGCAGAGCCUAGGCCGCUGGAGCUGCCUGGGCCCACCCGAGUGGGCCUCGAGGGGCCUGAGCGGAGGCGCUUCUCAGCCUCUGAGCUGAUGACCCGGUUGCACUCUUCCCUGCGCCUGGGACGGAAUUCGGCAGCCAGGGCACUGACCCCAGGGUCAGGCCCUGGAGCUGCUGCCCGGGAAGGGAAAGCGUCUGGAAGAGAGUCGCGCAGUGUAGAGAUGCGGGUGGACGCUACGGCGAUGCCGGCUCUUGUUGACCUGAGCGGGGGCCACGGCAGCUGGCCCGAGCCCAGGCUAGAUGCGCAGGAAGAGCCGGCUCCGGGUUCCAGAAGCGCCAGCGAGCGGCGCCAGUCACGGUUCCUCCUUAACUCGGUCCUCUACCAGGAAUAUAGCGACGUGGCCAGCGCCCGCGAACUGCGGCGGCAGCAGCGCGAGGAGGAGGGUCCGGGGGACGAGGCCGAGGGCGCGGAGGAGGGGCCCGGGCCGCCGCGCGCCAACCUCUCCCCGAGCAGCUCCUUCCGGGCGCAGCGCUCGGCGCGAGGCUCCACCUUCUCGCUGUGGCAAGACAUCCCCGACGUGCGCGGCAGCGGCGUCCUGGCUACGCUGAGCCUGCGCGACUGUAAACUGCAGGAGGCCAAAUUUGAGCUGAUUACGUCCGAGGCCUCAUACAUCCACAGCCUGUCGGUGGCCGUGGGCCACUUCUUAGGCUCGGCCGAGCUGAGUGAGUGUCUGGGGGUGCAGGACAAGCAGUGGCUGUUCUCCAAACUGCCCGAGGUCAAGAGCACCAGCGAGAGGUUCCUACAGGACCUGGAGCAGCGGUUGGAGGCCGAUGUCCUGCGCUUCAGCGUGUGCGAUAUUGUGUUGCACCACUGUCCGGCCUUCCGCCGCGUCUACCUGCCCUAUGUCACCAACCAGGCCUAUCAGGAGCGCACCUACCAGCGGCUGCUCCUGGAGAACCCCAAAUUCCCCAGCAUCCUGGCUCGCCUGGAGGAGUCUCCCGUGUGCCAGCGUCUGCCCCUCACCUCCUUCCUCAUCCUGCCGUUUCAGAGGAUCACCCGCCUCAAGAUGCUGGUGGAGAACAUCCUGAAACGGACAGCACAGGGUUCAGAAAACGAAGACAUGGCCACCAAGGCCUUCAACGCACUCAAGGAGCUGGUGCAAGAGUGCAAUGCCAGUGUGCAGUCCAUGAAGAGGACGGAGGAGCUCAUCCACCUGAGCAAGAAGAUCCACUUUGAGGGCAAGAUCUUCCCGCUGAUCUCGCAGGCCCGCUGGCUGGUUCGGCACGGGGAGCUGGCGGAGCUGGCCCCGCUGCCCGCGGCACCCCCUUCCAAGCUGAAGCUAUCCAGCAAGGCGGUCUACCUGCACCUCUUCAACGACUGCCUGCUGCUCUCCCGGAGGAAGGAGCUGGGGAAAUUCGCUGUCUUCGUCCACGCCAGGAUGGCUGAGCUGCAGGUGAAGGACCUAAGCCUGAAGCUCCAGGGCAUCCCUGGCCACGUGUUCCUCCUUCAGCUCCUCCAUGGGCAGCACACUAAGCACCAGUUCCUGCUGAGGGCCCGGACAGAAAGUGAGAAGCAGCGAUGGAUCUCAGCCAUGUGCCCCUCUACCCCCCAGGAGGACAGGGAGGUCAUCAGCGAGGGGGAAGACCGCCCCCAGGUUCAGUGUGUCAGGACAUACAAGGCACUGCAGCCAGACGAGCUGACCUUGGAGAAGACUGACAUCCUGGCAGUGAGGACCCGGACCAGUGAUGGCUGGCUGGAGGGGGUCCGCCUGGCAGAUGGUGAGAAAGGGUGGGUGCCCCAGGCCUACGUGGAAGAGAUCAGCAGCCUCAGUGCCCGCCUCCGAAACCUCCGGGAAAAUAAGCGGAUCACAACUGCCGCCAGCAAACUGGGGGAGCCCGUGUGAUGGGCAGCCAUGGCCUGGGACACCUGCUCCACACCCGGCUCCUGGACAGGCCUGGAGGGGGCCUGCAGUGUCUCCAUGCCCCAAGAUGCUGGCACUGGGACUUCUGUUCCGAGACCUAGCAUUGAGAGUACAGGCUGGACACAGGAGGGGCUCUCCCCUGUCAUACUACUCAGUGUCCACAAUUCAGGGACGAGGGUAGUUUCUUCCUCUGGCUUGGGGGCCACAACUUGUGACCUCUGAUAUCUGGCAAGGGCUGGGGCCCUCUCCCUUUCCUGCCCUCGACACUGCCUGACUCUUGGUCCCUCUGGCAGGGACCUGGCUGGCAAUGGCUGUGGUGCUGCUGGGUACUGGGACCUGUACAUGUAUAUAUAUCUGGAGUCUUCUGGCCUGAGCCUGUGUGGGCCCUGGUUGCUGUGACCUGUCUGUAAAUAAAGUCCCAUAAUGCCUUU